AUGACAUCGAUAUUCGUUCCUGGCAACAAGGCCGUCAUCACGGGCGGCGCAUCUGGCAUAGGGUUGGCAAUCGCCAAGAAGUGCAUCAGCCAUGGGAUGGAGGUUCUCAUAGUUGAUCGCGACACAAAACUUCUCCAGGCGGCGGUGGAAACCCUGGGGAAGUCCGCCGCUUCUUUCGAGUUGGACGUGAGUCUACUUCAGGAUUGGGAGAAGCUUAGGACGAACCUGAAUACUUCGCUUGGAGGAUGUAUCGAUCUUUUGGUUCUCAACGCCGGCAUCGGUCUCAAGUCAACAUGGCUGGACCCAGAUAGCUUCCGCAAGAUCUUGGACACCAACUUAUAUGGCGUCAUCAACGGAAUCAGUAGCCUGCUACCGCUUGUUGGCAGUGGUCAGUCUUCCAAGUCGGCCGUUGUCAUCACGGGCUCGAAGCAAGGCAUCACAAACCCGCCGGGAAACCCAGCUUACAAUGCCAGCAAGGCCGCUGUCAAGUCUCUGGCCGAGCACUUGUCGUUCGACUUGAGAAAUACGGCCACAUCGGUGCAUCUCCUAGUGCCGGGCUGGACAUUCACCGGCAUUUCUGGGGCUGCCCCGGGUAGGGAGAAGCCUGCGGCUGCCUGGACUCCGGAGGAAGUGGCCGACUAUCUGGAGAAGAAGAUGACGGAGGGUACAUUCUACAUCCUCUGCCCAGAUAAUGAGGUGACUGAAGAAAUGGAUCGCAAGAGAAUGAUGUGGAGUGUCGGGGAUGCCGUCGAGGGUCGACCCCCUCUUAGUAGGUGGCGUGAUGACUACAAGGACGAAGCACACGCAUGGAUGGCCAAGCAGUAG
Colletotrichum orchidophilum is the source of this 825-nucleotide messenger RNA. RefSeq names its product short-chain dehydrogenase/reductase. Gene Ontology annotation, cellular component: intracellular anatomical structure. NCBI's taxonomy places the organism in Eukaryota, Fungi, Ascomycota, Sordariomycetes, Glomerellales, Glomerellaceae. Bases 1 to 825 code for a protein of 274 amino acids. The transcript is spliced from 2 exons. Gene Ontology annotation, molecular function: oxidoreductase activity, acting on NAD(P)H, oxygen as acceptor. The record is from RefSeq and is a predicted model, not a curated record.